UGGCCAGCGCGGUCGGACGCGGGACCGGUGAGGGAGGGACCGGGGGGUCCCCGGGGGCUCCCGGUGGCCACUCUGACCCUGCCCGCCCCAGGUCCCCUCAUGCCGCGGACCGUGGCCGUCGUGGGCGGCGGCAUCAGCGGCCUGGCUGCCUGUUACCACCUGGUGCGCGCCCCCCGCCCGCCCAAGGUGGUGCUGCUGGAGGCCAGUGGCCGUUUUGGGGGGUGGCUGCAGAGCUCCAGGACCCCCGAGGGCGCCGUGUUCGAGCACGGCCCGAGGGGCGUCCGCCCGGCCGGGGCCGCGGGGGCCGAGACCCUGCACAUGGUGUCGGAGCUGGGGCUGGCCGGUGACGUCCUGGCUGUCCCCAGGGACCACCCGGCGGCCCGGAACCGCUUCCUGUACCUGGGGGGGGCCCUGCACCCCCUGCCCUCGGGGCUGGGGUGCGUGUCCCCUGUCCCCAGGGCCACCUCCCUCUGUCCCCAGGGCCGCCCCCGUCUGCAGUGCCGCUCCUGUCCCCUCUGUCCCCAGUGUCACCUCAUGUCCCCAGGGCCACCCCUGGACCGUGUGGUGUCCCUAGGGACUGCUCUGGGCUGUCCCCUCUGUCCCCAGUGUCACCUCAUGUCCCCAGUUCCACCUCCUGUCCCCUGUGUCCCUGCUGUCCCCAAUGUCCCUGCUGUCCCCAGGGGCCUGCUCCGUGCUGUCCCCAAUGUCACCCCUGUCCCUGCUGUCCCCAGGGGGCUGUCCCCAAUGUCCCGGCUGUCCCUGCUGUCCCCAAUGUCCCUGCUGUCCCCAAUGUCCCUGCUGUCCCCAGGGGGCUGUCCCUGCUGUCCCCAAUGUCCCUGCUGUCCCCAGGGGGCUGUCCCUGCUGUCCCCAAUGUCCCUGCUGUCCCUGCUGUCCCCAAUGUCCCUGCUGUCCCCAGGGGCCUGCUCCGUGCUGUCCCCCCGUUCUCACGGGCUCUGCUCUGGAGUGGGGUUCGGGAUCUGCUGACCCCGGCGGGGACGGGGCCGGACGAGAGCGCCCACGCCUUCGCCCAGCGCCGCUUCGGCCCCGAGGUGGCCGAGCUGGCCGUGGACAGUCUGUGCCGGGGGGUGUUUGCCGGGGACAGCCGAGCCCUGAGUGUCCGGUCCUGCUUCCCUGCCCUGUUCCAGGCCGAGCGGCGCCGGGGCUCCGUGCUGCUGGGGCUGGCACUGCCACACGGUGAGCGCGGGGCGGGCCCGGAGGUGGCCCUGGCGCGGCGGGCGCGGGCCGAGCGCUGGAGCCAGUGGUCCCUUCGGGGGGGGAUGGAGUCCCUGGCGGGGGCCUUGGUGGCCUUCGUGUCCCCCCGCGGGGCCGAGCUGCGCUGCCACGCGCCCCUGAGGCACCUGUGUCACCGCCGCGGCCGCUGGCAGCUCACCUUAGCUGACCACACCAUCACUGCUGACCAUGUGAUCAGUGCCCUCCCGGCCGCAGCCCUGGCCCGGGUCCUGCCGGCCGAGGCGGAGCCGCUGGCUCGGGAGCUCCGGGACAUCCCGGCCGCGUCCGUGGCCGUGGUCAGCCUGCAGUACGAGGGGGCCGCGCUGCCCGUCACGGGUUUCGGUCACCUGGUGCCAUCCUCGGAGGACCCCGCGCUCCUCGGCAUCGUCUACGACUCGGUGGCGUUCCCGGAGCUCGAUGGGACCCCCGGGAGCACCGGGAGCCCCUCGCUGCGGCUCACGGUGAUGCUGGGCGGUGCCUGGUUCCAGCAGAGUUUUGGGGACCCUGCAGCCGCGGCUCCGGAGCCGCUGCUGCGCCGGGCGCGGGCGGCCGUGCGCGACCACCUGGGGCUGGCCGGGACCCCCGCCCGUGCCAUGGUCAGGGUGCAGCAGGACUGCAUUCCCCAGUACACGCUGGGACACUGGGAGCGCCUUGAGCGGAUCCAGCGAUUCCUGAAGGAGCAGGAGCUGCCCCUGAGCCUCAUCGGUGCCUCCUACUGCGGGGUCUCCGUCAAUGACUGCAUUGCCAGUGCCAAGGCGGCCGUGGGGAGGAUUUUGGGGCUCCCCCCGUGAUCCUCAGCACCCCCCUCCCGCCCCGUGCAGGGGCUCCCCUCGGUCACCACCAGACGACUAAGUGAUUUUUUUUUUUUUUAAUUGAAAAAAACUCCUUAGAAAGGUCCA
Messenger RNA from Cinclus cinclus, 2130 nucleotides. It is a transcript of the gene PPOX, whose product is annotated as protoporphyrinogen oxidase. The record is from RefSeq and is a predicted model, not a curated record. Gene Ontology annotation, molecular function: protoporphyrinogen oxidase activity, oxygen as acceptor. The transcript has 11 exons. Lineage: Eukaryota; Metazoa; Chordata; Aves; Passeriformes; Cinclidae. Gene Ontology annotation, cellular component: mitochondrial inner membrane. The coding region runs from base 100 to 2022 and encodes 640 amino acids. Gene Ontology annotation, biological process: heme biosynthetic process.